Molecule: messenger RNA, 444 nt
Organism: Spirometra erinaceieuropaei
Lineage: Eukaryota; Metazoa; Platyhelminthes; Cestoda; Diphyllobothriidea; Diphyllobothriidae
Source: the annotation of a GenBank genome assembly
AUGCUGACGGACGCCUACCGCGACGAACGCCCCGGGAUCCGCAUCGCCUACAGGACGGACGGCCACCUCCUUAACCACAGGUUGAUGCACUUCCAGUCGCGUGUAUCCACAACUCCCGUCCACGACCUUCUCUUCGCCGACGACUACGCCCUCAACGCCACCUCCGAAUGGGACAUGCAAAGGAGCAUGGAACUCUUCGGCGCCGCUUACGACAACUUCGGCCUGGUCAUCAACACAGAGAAAACGCUGGUUAUGCGUCAACCGAAAUACAACGCUGUUUACGUCGCAUGUCAAAUAACUGUGAACGGCGCCCAACUCGAAAGCCGUGCACAACUUCACCUUACUGGGCAACACCCUCUCCGCAACACCAAAAUCGACGAUAAGACGGCCAGCCGGACUUUCAAAGCCAGCCAAACCUUCGGCCGUCUGAAAAGCACAGUCUGA